Argentina anserina (silverweed cinquefoil) is the source of this 1787-nucleotide messenger RNA. Its product is annotated as putative RING-type E3 ubiquitin transferase C3H69. The transcript is spliced from 8 exons. Gene Ontology annotation, molecular function: ubiquitin protein ligase activity; metal ion binding. Bases 228 to 1319 code for a protein of 363 amino acids. Lineage: Eukaryota; Viridiplantae; Streptophyta; Magnoliopsida; Rosales; Rosaceae. Gene Ontology annotation, biological process: protein polyubiquitination. The record is from RefSeq and is a predicted model, not a curated record.
ACAUUCUCCCAAUUUCCCUGAGACUUGCCCCCGUGACUUUUUUCAUUUCCUUUCUCGAUUUUCAGAUUGAAAUUGUUUAGGGUUUCACAAACCUCUUUCUUCAUCGCUCUGCCUGCUCGUACCUAUCGUUCCCCUGAGCGAAAGCUUGGGGGUUCCCAAUUUCAUCUUCUUCUAUUUAUUUUUAUUUUGGUUUUGUUUCUCUCCGAAACAACGGUUUCUUCAUCGCCAUGGCCAAACGGGUUCUCUGCAAGUUCUUUGCCCAUGGCGCUUGUUUAAAAGGGGAGCACUGCGAGUUUUCACAUGAUUGGAAGGAUCCAUCAAAUAAUAUAUGUACCUUUUAUCAGAAAGGGGUUUGUGCCUUUGGUAGUCGAUGCAGAUAUGAGCAUGUUAAAGCUUCUCGGGCUCAGGCUUCUGGUUCGUCUUCAUUGGCAAAUUCUCAUCAAUCUCUGGCUUUUGAUUCUAGUCUUGCGCAUCCCUUAAGAACUGCAUCAAAUGGAGUUGCUUUAGUCCCCGGCACUCUUUCUGAACUCUCUGCAUUUAGUAGUCCAUUCUUACCUCCCCCUAAACCUGCAUGGACUGAUUCUCUGGAUAAUGGUGAUUUUGACCACAAUGUGGAUGAUCAUGUGGGGGAGACUAGAAGUGCUAGACCAGCGGAUCGUGCUAUCUGUUCAUUUGCUGCAGCUGGUAAUUGUCCUCGUGGAGAAAAAUGUCCUCAUAUUCAUGGAGAUAUUUGCCCCAGUUGUGGAAAACACUGUUUGCAUCCUUACAGACCGGUGGAAAGAGAUGAGCAUAUGAGGACGUGUGAGGAAAAGCACAAGCAACUUGAGGCAUUAAAGCGCAGUCAAGAAAUAGAAUGCAGUGUUUGCCUAGAACGAGUUCUCUCAAAGCCCACAGUUGCUGAACGGAAGUUUGGGAUACUCUCAGAAUGUGAUCACCCCUUUUGCAUAUCCUGUAUCCGAAACUGGCGCAGUAGCUCCCCUACUUCGGGUAUGGAUGUCAAUAGUGCAUUGCGAGCUUGCCCAAUAUGUCGGAAGCUGUCAUACUUCGUGAUUCCAAGUGUCAUAUGGUACAAUACAAAAGAAGAGAAAGAGGAAAUUGUGGACAGCUACAAGGCUCGCCUUAGGUCAAUUGAUUGUAAGCACUUUGAUUUUGGAAAUGGGAACUGCCCGUUUGGGACUAGCUGUUUUUAUAAGCAUGCAUACCGGGAUGGCUGUCUAGAGGAAGUUGUGCUGCGUCACCUUGGAAAUGAAGAUGGUCAGACGGUGAUAGCCGCUGAUAUAAGGCUGUCGGACUUCCUUGGUGAUUUGAGCAUACAGUGAAUAAUAAUGUUGUCUGGUAUUCCAAUCAAACCGAUGAAUGCAGGAGUGUUGUGUGUGGCAAGAAUGUGCAGCUUUGAUGCUGGUUUUUAAUUGCUAGUGGAGUUCUCCAGAUAUCUAUAAGAAUAUGUUGCUGGAGAAUGAGACCUGGGUUUUCGAAGACAUGAUGUGCUUGGUUGCUGUUUGACAACAUACAUAAUUCGAAGAAUAAAAGUAAUUAUGGAAAGAAUGAGUUAUGUUGAGGAUUUUGACAAUUAUAUGCAUGCAUGUGUGUCUUCAAUAUUCUACAGGUUGGGAAUAGACAAUGAUUUUGAAUAAAGGAUGAGAUAUACGGAUAGCAUGAGAAUAUCAUACUUGCUGAAAAACUGUAUACAAAGGCAUACCAGCUUUGAUGAUUUUUGAUCAGUGUUGAUGGAUGUUAUUGAAAAUUGAAACUAUGCUCAUAUAUUGAGAAAGCUUUGUUGACUUGUU